Messenger RNA from Numida meleagris (helmeted guineafowl), 3659 nucleotides. It is a transcript of the gene GALR2, whose product is annotated as galanin receptor 2. Gene Ontology annotation, molecular function: G protein-coupled receptor activity. The record is from RefSeq and is a predicted model, not a curated record. Gene Ontology annotation, cellular component: membrane. NCBI's taxonomy places the organism in Eukaryota, Metazoa, Chordata, Aves, Galliformes, Numididae. The transcript is spliced from 2 exons. Gene Ontology annotation, biological process: G protein-coupled receptor signaling pathway. The coding region runs from base 327 to 1442 and encodes 371 amino acids.
GGGUGCAGAUUUCAGUGUUUAUCCCCUCGGAGCAGCCAGCGAGGGGCUGGGCAGGAGCUGCCACCGCCCCGGAGCCCUCCUCCUCCUCCUCCUCCUCCUCCUCCUCCUUCUCCUCAGUGGGAGGGAGAGCACGGAGCAGCACAGAGUGGCUGCUGGCUCCCAAGCAAGACUGAAGCAAAGCUCUCUUGUCCCACCUGCAUCCUCCUAGAGCGUCCCAUCGCUGACCCCCUGGGCACCCCCGGUGCUCUCUGCGUGCCCUCCCGGGCAUCCUGGUGCACCACCCUGCAGCGCUCUCUGUGCCUCCCCUUCCCCGUGCACCCCUGGCCAUGAACAGAUCGGCAGCAGGCUCGGAGGAGGGCUGGCACCCCGAGUCGGUGCUCAUCCCCAUGGCGUACCUCCUCAUCUUCCUCGUGGGCACCGUGGGCAACUGCCUGGUGCUGGCGGUGCUGCUGCGCAAUGGGCAGGUGAAGAACACCACCAACCUCUUCAUCCUCAACCUGGGGGUGGCCGAUCUCUGCUUCAUCCUCUUCUGCGUCCCCUUCCAAGCCACCAUCUACACCCUGGAGGGAUGGGUGUUCGGGUCCUUCCUGUGCAAAGCUGUCCACUUCUUCAUCUACCUCACCAUGUACGCCAGCAGCUUCACCUUGGCCACCGUCUCCCUCGACAGGUACUUGGCCAUACGAUAUCCCCUGCACUCGCGGGAGCUGCGGACGCCCAGGAACGCCCUGGUGGCCAUCUGCUUCAUCUGGGCGCUCUCCUUCAUUUUCUCAAGCCCUUACCUCAGCUACUACCAGCAAUUCCAGCUGGCCAACCUGACCGUGUGCCACCCGGUCUGGGCCAUCUCCCAGCGCAAGGUCAUGGAUCUCUGCACCUUCGUCUUCAGCUACAUCAUCCCGGUGCUGAUCCUCAGCCUCACGUACACGCGGACCAUUCGCUACCUGUGGAGGUCUGUGGACCCUCUCCAAGAGAUGUCGGAGUCCAGGAAGGCCAAGAGGAAGGUCACCAGGAUGAUCGUCAUCGUGGCCGUCCUGUUCUGCCUCUGCUGGCUGCCCCACCACCUGCUCAUCCUCUGCGUCUGGUUCGGGUAUUUUCCUCUCAACCACGCGACGUACGUUCUCCGCAUCCUCUCGCACCUCAUCUCCUACGCCAACUCCUGCGUCAACCCCAUUGUCUACGCCCUCGUCUCCAAGCACUUCCGCAAAGGCUUCAAGAAGAUCUUCAUCUGCCUCCUGCGCAAGAAGGCGGCCAACAAGGUGCACGUGGCCCAGGGGACCACCACGGUCAGCACGCUGGAGGCCGAGCUCAGCGAGGUGACGCGUAUCAGCGAGGCCGGGCCUGGCCGCUCCUCGGUGCGCUGCAAAGCUCAGCCCUGGGGGGAGGCAGGGCCGGGGGGACGCGGGCAGAAAGCUGACAGCUCCUGCAUCGCUUUCGAUGUCACCUAGCUGCGCUCCCGUCACCCUGUAUUUGGCGGUCUCCUGCAGGAUGGCAGGCCUGGGGAUGGACCACGUUUUGGGUUUAAUGGCGUCGCAUCUUCUCCUUUUCCCCUCAAACGUUCCCAAACGUGGGAACUGUUGAAAUGAUGCUGAUUCCUAUGGACUCAGCCAAGGAGACAAGUGCAGGAUUUGCAGAGGGCAGGGAGAUCCAGACCCCAAAUCAAUUUUCGUGUAGGAUCACCCGUUCCUCUGCAUCCUGCUGCAUCUACACCUGGUCCCUCACGAGAGCUCUGACCUCCAACCACAGCAGCCUUUGGCUUUCAUUGUGGUGCAGGUGAGGCCCCAGAAAUCUACAAAGACUGCUGGGGGGAUGGAGACAGCGUGCUGGGGCAUCUUGGAAGAGGUCCCAGUGCCAGGAGAGCUGGGUGGGACACCGGGGUCAGCACUGGGGGAGUGCAGGCCCUUCAGACAGAGCUCGGGCCUCACCCCAGGCACGGCCCUUCCAGUGGGGAAGAACCCAUGCAGCCUAAGCAAUACAUCCCCACAGAGCGAGGUUGGGCUGCAGGGCCCCCACAGGGUCCACGUGCUGCAAUAAAGACCUAAAGGCUCCUAUCCUGCAGCUUGUGUCACCUCCCUUAGGAUACCCUGUGGCCCCCCCGAGCAUUCACCUCCUCCAUUUCCCUCCUGCUCGGUGCAAUUAGGACUGGGACGAAGCCUCUCCUCGCUCCGCUUUGCUUCGCUCACCCUUGGGAUGAGGGAUACUAAGGGGUCAGGGGGAGAAACUGUGAGCAGAGCUGAGGACUCUUGAAAACACAGCAUUAGGACACGCUGUGGGGGCUGGGACCCUGCAGCCCCGCUCCCCCUUGGCAUUGUGCUGUCCCCUUCCCAGGGCUUGGCCUUCCCUCCCGGCGAGCUCGGGGCUGUCACUCAUUCAUUUUCCCCUGCUGAGUGUUAUUAUAACCAGAGUUUCCUGUCCCCACGCGGAGGGCCAGAAAUCAGCCCCUGCCUCCUAUCAAUAACCGUUAUAUUUAGUCUAGGCCUGCUCACAGCAUAAGUCACAGAGCGUGAUUAUAUAAACAGCGCCAUUACUUAUAUCUGUAUUUACCUCCCCUGCUGAACCCUUUCCAGCCAGGGAAGCAUUGCAACAGCUGUGCUAGCCCAGCUAAAAGCCUCCUCCUGCCCUCAGCACCCUGUGGUGCAAUCCCUGCUGCUGGACCUGGAUCCCUGCUCGUGCUGGGGACAGGGACAUUGUCCCACCAUCUCCUUACUGCCCCGAGGACAGGUUCCCCGUGCUGGCACGGCUGAGUGCCACUGCAGAGGAGAUACCAGUGAUAAAAGUAAAGCUGUCCCCGUAACUUAGCAGAGCCGGGUGCCCCAGGGAGCGGCUCAGGAACCAUCUUCAGCUGGAGAGAGGGGAAAGCAGAGCUGUGAUGCUGCAGCCAAACGCAGAAUCGAUACAUGCAUGUAUGUGGAGAUGCAGCAAUAACAGCGAAGGAAGGACAAGCAAUCUUCUAACCCAACAAGAAAUGAUUUAGUGAACAAGGAGAGUGAUUUGCAGAGACUUUCAGCACACCCAUUAAUUACACUUUACAUAACCUUCCCAAAAACUGACUGCAGUGACUCGUUGCUGCCCGGCUCCCUCCGGCUGGUGGGUGCCAGCAGAGCUGAGACAGAGCACACAGGAGGGAGCUGCACUUGGUGACACAGCACACCCCGCCACCGCCAUCCCUGCUUUGAAGAGCACACCCCAAAAUUCACGUGGAUCCACUGACCUCCUGUCCCUUCCUCUCCCAGCAGCCCAACCCCACUCUGCUGGCACCUUCUUGCAGGUGGGAUUUCGGAUGAACAAAGACUCAUGUUGUCAUCUCUACAGUGCAACACAUCUGCCCCCUGCCCUCCCCGUUUUAUGGAUCCUCCCCAGCUGAUCCAUAGCUGCUUGCUUACAGGUAGUGAGAUGGAAGCCCAUGCUGCCUGCUGGAUCAUUACACCAUUUACAGGAUGGUGCAGAAAUAGAGCAGCCACUCCACUGCCUCUGUGACUGCUGCCGAGGGCUUAUACACAGCACAAACCCAGAGAGGUGGGAGAGCUUGGAAUCAAACAUCUGUGCACAAAGGUGCAGCCAGAAGGAGUCAAGCUGCCACAAGCAGAGGAGCAGGAGAUGCGAGAUGCUGAGCCUCAGCAUCUUAAAGGUUAAUAAAAUGUAAAGGUUAAAGUUUAAUGGAAGCG